AGCGGCUGCACCGUGUAGAUACGGUCUUUAAAGGGAAAUGAGGCGGUGUGUGUUUCUCGCCGUUGCGGGGUGUUAGGUACCCACUUUCUGUCCUAGCACCGCAAAAAGAAAGCAAAUGCUCUCCCGCGCCUGGAGUGUCAACCUAGUCAGCCGUGGCAUGUUUCUUCCUCUGCGUUUUCAUUCAAAGUGCUCUGUCGGUAACGACCCUCCAUUUCAUCACAACAUUCUGCUAAGCCUUGCUCAGUUGAACAUAAGGUCAUUGCUGAGAGUGCAUCUUAUUUGUAAGCAAGUCUGUUGUUAGCCUGUCCUUAUAUACAUGGGUUUUAGUUUUGAACAAUGCUCUUCGUAUGUCUGUGCGUGCCUUUGGAAAUGAAAAAGGAAUGGGAAGGUAAAUAUUAAAAAAAAAUUGUGUUAGAAUGAGCUUAGGUUUUACUGCUUAUCUGACAGACUUCAAAGUAGAGAAAUGAAUUUUUGAUCAUGCUCUGAAUAUUCAAGAAACAUAGAAGAUCUUGUAAAACGUGUUAAAAAUUCCGUCACUGUUGCAAGGACUGGCAAAGCUGGGGCUGCCUCCUGCACCUUGUCUUCACGGCAGCCUUACCUCACAUUGAGCCCUUGGUAUUGCCAAGAGAUGGUGAGCAGAGUGGUGGUGGUGAUGUGCAGCAUUUGACAGGCUGACAGGCCAGCCAACCAAACCAAAGCUGCCAGAACUCCCCUGCCCUCCACCUUUGUGCAGGGAAGUUGCUGUUAUCCAGGUAGUUAGCCGGGAGCCAGGCUAAUGUGUGGGGAGAGGACAGUGAAGAGAAGAUGGAUUCAGCAGCAGUGGUGGGUUUCAGCUGUGAUGGAGGCAUCAGCGAGACCCACAGGGCUUUGGCUUCAGUGCCUACAUCAGUAGUGGAGUGCAGCAGUCAAGAGGUAGAUCGUGGAGCUCUCAGGCCUCGUGCUGUCAGAUAGCUCUGUUUGCACCAGCCAUGGGUUCUAACUGGUGUGCAGUUGUCCCUUCAUGGCGUUGUUCCCUUUGUAGUCAGCAGUUUGCCUGUUUCUUCAGAUGGUGUGGACAUGGAACUUAGAUACUAGGUCUGCAUUUGACCUUGCAUAGAUGUUCCAACUGCUUUUAAUUCCUGUGACUUGAUGCUUUGAGACUGAAAUGCAUCUCUGUGUUGUUCACUUCUCUCAGGAGGAAGUGAAUAAAGAUACUCAGUAAUGAAGCACUGGAGUAUUUGGCUGUCUUCUAAAUAUCACCUCAAUCUUUCCUAGACUGAAUUGCCCCAGGAUGUUCUCACUUGAUAGUCCUGUAGUGCCAACACUUUGGGUCUAAGGGCACCCUUGUGCAAGUCAUCCAGAGAUGCUGGUGGUGCCUCAGGCCAACAUCUGUUCUGGUGUUUCCAGGAGGGCUUGUUGGGAGGAGAAGUGACCAGUUUGCCUCAGUCUGCCUCCCUGUCCCUCCACACGUACGCAUGCAUACAAGAAGGUGGAGCCCUGAGGGUGGAAUAACAACCCAUGUAUUUUCUGACAGAUAGCAAAACAGACAUGUUAACCUCAGUGUGGGUCCUGCCCAGCUCGUGUACAGCUCUUACCUCUAGGUAAAGUCUCACUUGUCUUCCUGGCCUUGUGGGAGAUGAAGAAGCAGAGAAGCAAGGAGCCCCUGCCAGGUCCAUAUAAACCUGUCCCUGGAGACAGGCUGAUAAAAAUUAAUGAUAACGGAAGGCAGAAGUUGCUCACGAACCUGUUUAUUUCAUGAUGUGCAGAUUGUAAUCUCAGAGGACUUCUGUAGUCCCUCAGCUUUGCUCAGGCCUGAAACCAGUCUGACUGAUGAUUAGCGAGGGAAUCCGGCAUCACCGUGCUGCUUUCUCUUGUGGAUGUAAAUCAGGAGUAAUUGCAGAGCAGUCAGUGCAAAAGCACCUGGUCAGCGUGGUGUAGUGAUGGGACUGUGGCCAUGGGAAUUGCUUUCUUGUCUUCAUAGCCUUGCUCUGAAAAGGUGCCUGGGAAGCAGACAAACCAGAGGCAAUAAGCUGAUGUUAGAAGAUGAGUCUAAAUAGCAAUCUGCUCUUUUCCCUGGUGAGAACUGCUGAUUUCCUAGCAACGUUCAGGGCUUUCUCUCACCUUUUCUAAUGGUAAGAGGUGAGAAGCAUCCUCGGCUUACUCAGAGCAGCUGAAAUUAUGAGUACAUAGAAAAAGCCAUCCAGCUCAGAAAUAUGUAAGAAUGCCAGUGUUCUGAACCAAGAAGAAACUUUUUUUCUUGCCCAGUUUAACUGAGCCCUGCUGAUAUUGCUGUCCUACUUCCUCCCACAUUGCUUGUUUCCAAAAUAUAUGACAUCCAGAUAAAGAUUUCUCCUCUUCAGUGUGCCCUCGCAGUUACUCCAUCCGUAUUUCAUAAUUCAAGUCUGCAAUCCAAAGCCGCAAGGGGUCCAAUAAUAAAAGCUUUUUGCUGUAAAUACUGUACUGACUUAGGCCAAGCCACAAUUGAAUGCUAGAGGCCAAGGAAAAAUGUGAGCCCAGCAAAAAGCUUUAAUCACAAGGGAUGGAGAGAACACAUGGGGCUGAGAUACAUCAGUUCCAAUCGUAUUUUCUAAACCCCUCGUACUCAUGAGAAGUUUGCUUCUUGUGUUAAGUGCUAGACGCAUUUCAUGGUUCUGUGGAAUUUGCUGUGGUUGAGUGUGUUUGAAAACCGAGAAGAUGUUGCAGUUGCUUUGGUUUCUCCAGAGUCACUUUUCACUGUGGGAGGAAACUGGGCUGUGUGACUAGCCAGUAAGACAAGACUGGUGUUUUUUUCUUCACAUUCAUACUUUAGUCCUCUCCUGCCAUAUUCCCAAAGGAUAAUAGUUUUAAUUUGUAAAUACUUGUGCUUAAAUAUGUAUGUGUUUGUGUAAUGAGCAGGUAAAUAAGUUUUCGGUUAGAAGCAGUGCACGAUGAAAUCCAUGGGGUUUUAUUUUUAGGCAGUCAUUCGAAGAAAAUAAUCAGUUAUUACCAAAAGUAAUCACAGAUCCUGACGUGUCUGCAUGCUGUCAUCAGGGCACUGCAGGUUUAAGUUACAUUUAUUGUACUACUGAUGUAGAUUAUUUAAAUCAUUUGGCUUACUAAGGUGAUAUUUUGGAUAUCAAACUGUUAUCUGGAAGUAAAGACUUUCCUGUCUGCCUUUGUACAGGGUGAUCAGAACUGAACCAGGUGUGCCAGAUGCAGCAAAAAUUUCUGUAUUCAAUUGCUUUUCUCUGUGUUUUGGUUCUUUGUAAUGUAUGUCCAUUUGGAUGGCACACGCAACCUAGCAAAUGCCAGCAAGUUAUUGUCAGUUGUUGUAAUUUUGCUGCCCUGUUCUUAAUAAAACCAUGUACUUAGAGGUAAAUUGCUGCUAUUUAUGCUAUUUUCUGUUGCCCUUUCCCAGCUUACUUAUUUAAAGCACCUGAAUGAUUCAGUUACUGAAGUAUUUUUAGUGGAAAAAAAUAUUUAGAAAUGCUUUUAGGUUGCAUGUUAGUUUUUUAGGAAGCUUAUUCUUACUUUAUGAGCAAUAACAUUGAGAUGUAGAGUUUGUCAUUACUAAAGCAGUGGUGUUUUUGUAAAAUUCUCAUCAUUCCUGGUGUGCAAAUGCUUUUUUUUUUAUGUAAGCCUUCAAUAUUUUGCUUUUGUCAGGUAGUACUUCUCUAUCCAAUUAGGAUCCUCUGUAAAGUUCUCCCUUUUUUCUCUUCGGGUGCUGUGCUGAACAUUGAAGUCUCAAUUUAGUAAAAACUUCCCUUUUAAUACACAGUGUUUGUUGAGGAAAUAUGAAUCUCACCAGAUAGACACACAUUUGUGAGCUGCGUACCUACUCUGGAGCCAAAGAGGACUUCUUGAAAGUGCCUUAGUCUGCAGAUGAUCACAUUUAAUUUUGUAAAUGAACUUUGCAGUGUGAUUAAAUUUGAACUUGAUUACAUUAGGCUUCUCAACAUGGAGUUUGUUCCUUAUUGGAGGUAGUCUUUUCAUAUUACUGCUAUUUAUGGAUCUUAUUCAAGUGUUUUAUAUUCUGGUUGGGUUCUGCAAUGCAGUUUGUCCAAGCUACUGCUUAUAUCUGUUCCAGUUGUGCAAGAAGUGGAAAAUAUCCUUUAUUUAGAACAGGCCACGUGUGCUUGCGUCCAGGAACCAUGUCUGUGCGUUUGAAAAAAAAAGUAUUUUGGAAGAACAGAUUUAAUUUAAAAGUUCCUGAAAUAUUUUUCCAUCUGUUCCAGAGGAACAUUACGUAUUUUAAACUAGCAGGUAGUAAUAGCUGAGUUUAAAGUGAUACGUAGGCAAGCACUGACUGAAGUCCAUGGUAAAAGUCUGAACCGAUGUCAGUGGGAGUAGAGCUAAGCCAAAAGUACGUCUUUGAAAUCUCCCCGGUAAUGUUUAUGUGAGUGAGUCAAUAAUCCCAUGUUUUUUGUGCACCUCAAAUUUGCUUUACUGGGAAGGAAACCCUCGCCACAUCUUUUUGUACUCUUUUAUUUUAGAAAACAGGCUUAAAACGAAAGGCUGCAAUUGGAGUGUCUGUUGUAUAAACAUGUGGAGACAAUAGGCGAUAUUUCUUUGUAUUUCUUUAUCCUGGGAGCUGGUGCUGCUCCCUGUCUGUAGCAGAGCAUUCUCCAUGGUGAGAGAUCCUGCUUGACCUUUUCUCUUCUGCAGAACUCUCGCUCUGUUAUUUGCAGUAGGUCUUUGCUAUUUAGCGAGGAAACAGAAAUAGCCCAUGAAAUUCAGUUCAGCACUUGCUUUGAUACGAGCUAUUGAACAUCACCUUUUUGCUUCCCCAGCCUGCUUUCCUUGAGAGGGUUUUGUUCAGCUGCCAGGCUGAUCAGAGGGUGCACAGAUAUUUGGAGGCUGAGCUGACUGCACUGACUGUGCACCUUUUAGUGUGCACAUGUGUUUUCUUUUUGUUUAUUUGGACUGCUGGCUGUAUUAUUUGUGUGUAAGUACAUAUGAACUCUGAAUUAAAUAAAUCCAUACCUUUCUGGUGAGCAGGAAGCUUCCCUAGCUGGCUACUACUGAUUUAUGGAAUCCAGGUGAUAAUUUGAAUCAAUGUAUUCUUUUGCCUUUUAAAUGGCUGCUAAUAAACUGAGGCAGCCCUACUGAUGGAUAGCUGGGGUGCCCUGGUACUGUGUGUAGGGGAGAUAAUUUCACAAGCUUCUGGACCUGAAUUUUUGGGGCUGCUGUGGAUCUGUCAGUUGUCAUUAACAAGUCAUUGCAGAGCUCAUUCUGCCCCGUGUAUGCUUUUAUUUUGCACUUAGGGUGAUGCAUCAGAGGUUCUUUCUGGCAUGGUGGGGUGGCAGCGUGACUAAUUCCUGCUGUACGGUUUGGUCAGUAUCUAGAAGAAAACUGGGAAACAGAAGCAGAAGAGACUUGCAAAUGCAUUAUUUUAUAAACAAACUCAGCCUCUCACCACAUUCUAUGAUUAAAAGUUUAAUGGGAAGAAAUCUGUACAGCUGCUUAAAACUGAGGGUACAGGAGAAACCUGUUCUGACACUUACUAUGCUGUCCUUCUAUUUCUAGGUUUGCUUUCCAAAGCAACAUGCUCCAAGAUUUUGAAAAUGAAACAGAAGGAAUAACUUUCUGUUUACUUUUCUGCUAAAAAUUCAAAUUGUGUGUUGGCUGUUAAUUGUCUUCCGAGAACUAUCUGCUGUUGCAGCGUUGAGAACAAAAUGAAAGUCCAAGUUCAUUAAGCUGCUUAGGCUCUUGGCCAUUAUUGUCUGUCUCGUUCUAUUUUGGAUUCAAAAAGUUUUUGAAAUACAUUUGUUUUAGCAUUUUUUUGUUUGGUAAAAUUCACUGUUCUUUAAUAUCAUUUUUGCUGUAACAACAACAACAUGAUUAAGCAUCAUGGCAUGGCAGAUUUUGCUGGACAGUUAACUCUCGUGUUGCUAUCUUAGUGCACUAGAACUAUAAUGAUUUUAUUUAUUUUUUUGUAAUAAUCCCAGCAGCUAAACAGUGACAGGACAAUUUUUAGCUUGCAUGUAGUUUUGCAUUUCACUUCAUGCUGAGGAAAAACAGCACAGGAAAAGGAAUGUUGUUACAUAUUCAUAAUAUAACAGUGCUGCUGCUUUAGUUGCAACAGCUGUAAAAAAGCUGAUGCUGCUUUGAGUGUCAAGAUUGAAAUAUUUAGGUUCACAGGAACCGCAGGCUGUAAUGCAGUCUGAAGCAGAUCAGCCUGUCCUCCAGCCCACCUCCGAGCUUGGAGUUACAUGCAGUUGUCAGUGUUAGACAGGCCAAGGGCCCUUGGUGCUUUAGGUGGAUGCUGUGGAUGGCCACUAGCAAUUUUGGGGUGCCUUUUGAAAGGGCUCUCCUCUGGCUCAGGAUCUUUGGCCAGAAUUUCAUCUUGCGAUUUGCAUAAGCUUUUCAAUCAUUGCUGUCUGUGGGCUUCACCUGAAAAUAAGCAUUUCAAAGAGGACAAAGGAAUGUCCAAGUGGAAGAAGAUGGUCUGGGCAUCACUGUACAAGUACAAAAAUGGUGAGAAUUAAUAAGGAAGGCUUGCAAUACAACUGCUAGCUAACACUUUAACCACUAAUAGUGUCUUUGGAUCAAGCUCAUUUUUUCUGGUAACAUCUCUGCUGCAAGGGCUGCUGUACUGUUUGUGUUAGCAGCUUUCUGCCAAGCAUGCAAGCCAGGGUCUGGUGGUUUAUAGCUUUUUCUUCUUCCGUGGUAAGUGAUUAUGUAGAAAGGCUCUGCAGGCUCCCUGUGCCCUGACCUGCUGCUCACAGCUGCUGCGUGGACUGGACUGGCAGGUUGAAGGGCAAAAAUGUGUUGCUGUGAUAUAUAAUUACUUCUUCUAGCAUGAGCCAACAGAGCUGCUUGCUGUGAUGAUUGUUACGUGUGCUGCUAUGUAAAACAGAAUGCAAGUUUAAUGUAGGGUUUGGGCUAGUAUUUUAAUGUUGUAAUUAACAGCCUCUAACCGUAAACAAGUUUUUUUUUAAAUCAGUUCCCAUGAAGAUUAUUCCUUUACGAUGUAGGCGGACAUACAUUUGCAGACGUGGAGUUUAUGAAUUCUGUAUUACUUGCAGAAAUGAGCAUCAAGAACAAAAAACUACCUCUUUUUCGGACCCUUUUUCUCUUAAUUUAGAAUACCACAUGUACGGCGUCAGGUGGCUGGAGAUCAGUCCUGCAGUUGGUAUUUCACAGGGACGUUUCGGCCAAGGGAAACAGUCGCAUUUGAGACGAUGUGGCAGUUCCCUUUUCUUGGAAGAACUGGAUUCAUCCUUCUUAAAUGUUCCUCAAAAAACGGUGAUCUAGUUUCACAGCAAUUCCGAGCAUCCUGGCGCUUCCAAGCCUCCCUUAAGCUCCUCCAGCAUGACCUCACGAAUCCUGCUACGGCAGCAGCUCAUGCGUGAGCAGAUGCAGGAGCAGGAGCGUCGGGAGCAGCAGCAGAAGCAGCAAGCAGCCCAGUUCAUGCAGCAGCGAGUGCCCGUCAGCCAGACACCUGCCAUCAACGUCAGCGUCCCCACCAGCCUGCCCCCCGCCACCCAGGUGCCCAUGGAGGUCCUCAAGGUGCAGACACACCUUGAGAACCCAACCAAGUACCACAUCCAGCAAGCCCAGCGGCAGCAGGUGAAGCAGUACCUCUCCACCACCCUCGCAAACAAACAUGCCAACCAAGCCCUGAGCUUGCCAUGUCCCAACCAGCCCGGUGACCAUGUCAUGCCGCCUGGAACUGGCAGCAGCGCGCCCAACAGUCCCAUGGCGAUGCUCACCCUUAACUCCAACUGCGAGAAGGAGGGAUUUUAUAAAUUUGAAGAGCAAAGCAGGGUUGAGAGUGAGUGCCCGCCUCUGAAUACACACUCACGAGCAUCAUGCAUGCAGAUGGAUGAUGUGAUCGAUGACAUAAUUAGUCUGGAGUCAAGUUACAAUGAAGAAAUCCUUGGCUUGAUGGACCCAGCCCUGCAAAUGGCAAAUACGUUGCCUGUGUCUGGCAAUUUGAUUGACUUGUAUGGCAACCAAAGCAUGCCUCCUCCAGGACUAAACAUCAGCAACUCGUGUCCAGCAAACCUUCCUAAUAUAAAAAGGGAGCUCACAGCGUGUGUUUUUCCCACAGAGUCAGAAGCGAGGGCAUUGGCUAAGGAGAGGCAAAAGAAAGACAAUCACAACUUGAUUGAACGAAGAAGAAGAUUUAAUAUUAAUGAUCGUAUAAAAGAACUAGGCACUUUGAUACCCAAGUCAAAUGACCCGGACAUGCGCUGGAAUAAGGGAACUAUUCUGAAAGCAUCAGUGGACUAUAUCCGUAAGCUGCAGAGAGAACAGCAACGCACGAAGGAGCUUGAGAACAGACAGAAGAAGUUGGAACAUGCCAACAGGCACCUGCUGCUCAGAAUACAGGAACUUGAGAUGCAAGCUCGGGCACACGGACUGUCCCUUGUUCCAUCUACAGGCCUUUGCUCCCCUGAUAUGGUCAACAGGGUCAUCAAACAAGAACCUGUGCUGGAGAACUGCAACCCAGACAUCAUGCCGCACCACACAGACCUGUCCUGCACAACCACCCUUGAUCUCACCGACGGUACCAUCACUUUCAGUGACAACCUUGGGAACGUGACUGAACCGACUGGCACUUACAGUGUUCCUCCAAAAAUGGGAUCUAAACUGGAAGAUAUCUUGAUGGACGAUACCCUUUCCCCCGUUGGAGUAACUGACCCGCUACUUUCCUCUGUGUCUCCUGGAGCAUCGAAGACAAGUAGCAGGCGGAGCAGCGUGAGCAUGGAGGACACCGAUCAUGCUUGUUAGCAUAUACUUGGCCCACCUUUCAUAAACUGCUUUGUUUCUUGAUCAGUAGAUUAAAUAAUUUACCUUUUGUAGAAUUUUCUGAUUUUUUUUUCCUUGUGCUUCAUCAGUAGCCCAGUGUGUGUGUGUAUGUAUAUAUAUUAUAUAUAUAGGAAUUUUUUUUAGAACUUUUUGUGAAGAAACUUGUAUAUUCUAUUUUAAAACUACCAAUGCCUCCAAAAUAUUGUACAGCAUAUGUACAGUAUCUGUGAACUGGAUUCGCCAAGAAUUUUGAACUGGUCAAAUCUACUCAAAGCAAUAGGAUUACAAAUGAAGAGUCUGUUUCUACGGGGGGGAGGCAGGGGGGAAUCGUAGUAUUGUAAAUGCAACCUAUUUACUCGGAAACAAAAUGUAAAGUUAAAGAAUGUAAAGAAACCAAAAAAAAAAAGUCCAAUUUGUAAUUGUAUUAAUUGAAUAGUGCUGCCUUAAAGAUACAGUGUCCCUCAAAAGCUGGUCUUCACAUGACAAGUGUUUAGGGAAAAGCAACCUGCCCUACUCCACUCAGAGUACAAACAAUAACAACAACAAAAAGUAUUAAGACAUCCUGAUUGUGUGUUUCUAGUGACAUAAAUUCUGUUGCUGAAAAUUGCAGCGAGACGUGAGUCUUUUUCUCAGAGUGCCGUUUAAUUUUACUCUGAGCCGAUUUGAGUUUUCCUUUUGAUCAUGGGUUGAGUUUUUCUCUUGGAUCUUUAUUUUGUGCUGUAGCACGCAUUGAUGGUUUGCCAACAGUAAACCAAGCAGGAGCACUGUACGUUGGUAUACACUUUUUGGACAAAAAAAAACAGAUACAUAUUAUCAGCUGGGCACAUUAUGUUGUACAUACCUAAUUGGCUUUAUUUUUUUUAAAUUGCAUUGUACAGUUUAUUUUGAUUUGCAUGGAUUCCUUAGUUAGCCUCAACUUUUUGUUUUAAAUGUAUUUGUAUUUCAUUUGUAAGAUUUUUGCCUCUUAAUAUUGCAACAAUUUUUUGACAUUUUUAAAACUCAUUGGAAGUUUUCUGCAUUCUUUGUAAACACUUGAAAGGAAGCUUUUAUGCAGGGUUCUGUGUUUUAAGAGAGAUUUUGAGAAUAUUUUGUAUAUUACAGUCUCACUUUGAAGAUGUUUUUAAACACAUUUAAGGUAGAGUAAAAAUUUAGAUUAGGUAAUAAAAUAACUGUGUAGAGAAAAUGAACUUACAUAUUUAUUUUUAGUGAUACAGAAAAAAGUAGUAAUAUGCUUGGAAACAUAACUAUGUAGUUAAGAUACCCGUUAUAGUAACUUGUGUUUUAUUUCAGCACUGGGGCUGACGUAAGAAAAACAAACAAACAAAAAAAAAGAGUAAAUUACUGUAUCUGCAAAUAACUGUUACUUGAUAACAAUGUUAUUAAUUUUUAACAUGCAACAAUGUUGUAAAAGUAGUCGGGUGCAUUAUCUACUCAAGUGUAGUCCUAUGCAAUAACGGUAGUUAUACAUGUAUUAUAUCAAGCCGAGGUGUUUUACGGAGGUGAGAUGUGGUGUUUGGAGCUGGACGGAUUGCCUGGGUUUCUCACUAGCAGCCCACAGCUGGCUCGCGAGCAGUUCUCGUUCAGAAUGAAGUGCCUUAAACUCUAGUUGUAGUCUUCCUCGACUAGCACUGACUGAAGUGUGGCAUAGGAGAGAGCUCGAGGGUGAUGUUCUAUAGGACGCUGAAGUGUAGCAUGGUGCCUACGUAUAGAAAACAAGAGCUUCCCGUUCUCCUUUGUGCUACACUGGAAAUGACAUAGGAUGCGUGAAACGGUUAGUGACUUGAGUGCCAAUUUGGCAGGAUUUAUAAGGAAACCUUGGUUGCAGCGGUUAGUGUUCAGAAAUCAAAUGUGAAUUGGGUAGCGUCGGGACAGCUGGGGACAAGGUCGGGAGUUCCCUGUGAUGUGGCUCGCUGAGCUUUCACCCAGACGUUUCCCCGUGGCAGGUUCUGGCCGUGUCCCCUGGCUGGCACCGCUCCUCCCAGCGCCGAUGGCGAGGGGCUCGGCGGGACACGGCUUCGCUGUCACGGCGCUGGGGAUCUCUGUUCCUGUCGCUCUUCUGUGGCUGUUGCUGGCUGCAUCCAGCCAUCUCCAUUUCUGCUUGAGCGGCGAGCUGUGUGUUAGCAUUGAUGCAACCAUCAGGUUGUGGCUUUUCUCUCUUUUUUUUUUUUUUUUUUUUUUUUUAUUUUUUGAAGGAGGAGCUGGAGUUUGAUUAUAAUGAUGCCUCUCCCCCCCACCCCAGACAGCUUUUGGGAAUGUGUCUUUCCUCGGGCAGUGAAGCUCUGGCCCAGGGCAGGACCCGGGAGCCUGCAGGAUGCUCCGCAGCCAUCGUGGUUCUCAGGCAGGGAAGUUCCCUGCGAGGCAGCCGUGCCGUACUUAGCUCUGAGUAUGCGGCUACAGGCUUCUGAUGCUGCCGCUUGGUGACAGGUAAAGAAAAUCAGGGCUGUAAAAUGCUUGUAGUUGUAACACAGGAUUGCAUUACCCUUCCCCAGUAAAAUGGGACAGCUCUGCAGUGUUGUACAAAAUCAGGGUGUGCACCCUUGAGUGUAGUAACUGAAAACCACUGAAUAUAUUGAAUAAGGCUUUUGGUUUGAUGCCCAUGCUGGGCAUUCAGGAAUUGGAGUCUAGGCUGUGGUAUAUAAAUAUUUUUCAAGCUUACAUGAAACCACUGGUACUCGCUGACAGCCACGACUUGUGAUUUUUUUGGCUUCAUACUGUGCAGAGAUGAGUUAGGAUUCAAGGACACCAUUGUAUCAAGAGCUGGAUUUCUUGAUAAAAGUCCCUGUGGCCCCAGCAACCAUGUCGUGUGUUCCUCGUACGUUGCGUUGCUCUGGGGUAACAUGCAGGCUUCUCGCUCUUCACCCCGUGUUUCCUCAGGCUGCAGCCACCUUGGAGUUUGCCCACCCUUGGAGUGGGCACUGCAGGGGGGACGUCUGUGGGAGACACAGACCUCCAGGUGGGUGCGAACUGGAGAUGCCUUUGCCUGUUUGCGCAUCAUGGGACGCGUGGCCGUGCUGUUUUACAGAGGAUUGAUGACAGAGGACAGAGCCAGCAGUUAGAGACAGGGUUUAGCAUGAACUGGGUGGAGUGAGAUGGACAGAAGUUGUCACUCAAUCUGAUGGUCAUGUCUUGUGUGACACUGGACCAGAGGUGGGUUCCUUGAGUGGGUGGGUGGAAUGCCUACCAGUUCUCACUUUGCCAAAGCCAUGCAACAAGCAGGAACAUGCAGAGUACCAUCAAGUUCUUCCUUACUGCUUUUGGCCUACGAAGCAAUAUUUAACUCUUUACAACCUAUAAAAGCAAAAAGAAGGUACAUAAGGAAAGCACAAAGCACAAAAUAAUGCACUUACAUUUAUGUUGUUUGACUUAAAAUGCACUGGGGGGGAAGCUGAUGUUGAUACUAGUAUAAAUACCUAUAUUUCUUGAAAAAGUGACGUUAAUUACUGCCUCUUGCUAUGAUGCUUGGUACUGUAAUGUUGAUAUUCAUCUGCUGUUGACUGCAGCAAUAAUUCGUGUAUGGUCCAUAGCACUGUAAAUUAUGGAUCAAUAUUAAUGUAUCCAAUGAAAUAAUUUGAACUGUUGUUCUUGAUAGAUGGAUUAAAGCAUUUGGUUUUUCACAUA
Columba livia (rock pigeon) is the source of this 12333-nucleotide messenger RNA. RefSeq names its product melanocyte inducing transcription factor (gene MITF). The coding region runs from base 7273 to 8697 and encodes 474 amino acids. NCBI's taxonomy places the organism in Eukaryota, Metazoa, Chordata, Aves, Columbiformes, Columbidae. Gene Ontology annotation, biological process: regulation of transcription by RNA polymerase II; melanocyte differentiation. Gene Ontology annotation, cellular component: nucleus. The record is from RefSeq and is a predicted model, not a curated record. The transcript has 10 exons. Gene Ontology annotation, molecular function: protein dimerization activity; RNA polymerase II cis-regulatory region sequence-specific DNA binding; DNA-binding transcription factor activity, RNA polymerase II-specific.